GAAUUCCUUGCGCAGCCAGCUAACACGCUAUAGCUGUUACGCAAUGGCGUUUCAAAGGUUGUGAAAAUGUGUGACUUAUCAUCAGAGAGCGGAGGAGUUAACUCUAAAUUGUGAGGAGGUGACGUCCAGGCAGAGAAUCAUAAUCAUGAACUGCUGACAUCUGGUGCCAGAUUCAUCACCAUGAGUGCGGUGGCACUGGCUAUUGUGGUUGUGGUCGUCUUCUGCCUUGCAUUCUACCUCCUCCAGCACUAUGGAGACAUAUGGAAGCAGCAGUGGAUGGUCCUGUUUGGGACUCUGUUGUCUUGGUACCUCUGCUUUCUCAUAGUCUUCAUCCUGCCAUUUGAUGUCAGCACGACCAUCUACAAACAGUGUGUGCGCAACAACUCUUCAAAUCCAACUCCUGCUAACCAAUCGCAACGACUCAAUCAGUCAAAAAAUGGCAAUUUUUAUUAUGAAAAUGUGAAAGUGGCAAAUGUGUGCCAAGAACCAUGGAGUUAUAUUCCAGAUGGAAUUCUGCCUGUCUUCUGGAGAGUGGUGUACUGGACUUCUCAGUUUCUCACUUGGUUGCUGUUGCCCUUCAUGCAGUCCUACGCACGAUCUGGAUCUUUUUCAGUGGUUGGGAAGAUUAGGACAGCCCUUAUAGAAAAUGCCAUCUAUUACGGCUCCUACCUGCUUAUCUUUAUUUCUCUGAUUGUUUACGUGGCUGCACACCCAAAGUGGAAACUCACAUGGACUGAGUUCCAGACUAUUGGCAUAACUGCUGCCAACACUUGGGGUCUGUUCCUCCUGGUGCUGCUGUUAGGCUAUGGCUUAGUGGAAAUCCCACGUUCCUAUUGGUUUGCGUCAUCCAAUGGCUACAUGCUGGACAAGACCUACUUUAAAGUGGCGAAGGUGGCUAUAGAGAAAGCCGAGGCUGAGGAGCACUUGGCUGAUGUGAUGGAGGAGGUUGCAGUCGUUCAUCGCUCAACACGGGCCACUAACUGCCUCAGGAAGUAUGUGGAUACCAUUUUGACUAAGUGUCCAAGUGAAUACCUGGAGGAGAUGAGAAGAGAUGUGGAACCCUCGUCUGGGGACCCUGAUGUUCUCGCCAACAAAGCUGGACUGGUUAAGAUGCAUGAAAAAGUGAUCACAGCAGUGCAGAGACACAGACAGACGCAGGUUCAGUGGUCGAUUUUGGUGCACCAGGCUUUCCAUCUGGAGGAUGUGGCAAAGAGCCAAAGCAGCCCGACCCGUUUCUUCGUCCGAAGCUCGUCAUCAUCACAGCAACAACGCGGUUGCUUCCGUAGCUCCAUCUACACUCCAAAAGUUGAGUGGUACUGGGAGUGUGUGUGCCGGCAGUACUUCUACAGGGGGUUGGCGGUUCUGUUGUGCCUCCUCUCGGCAGCUGUGGUGUGGUCUGAGUGCACUUUCUUUAGCACAAACCCCGUCCUCUCCCUCUUUGCUGUCCUCAUUCAACUCGCUGAAAAACACUACAAUUACAUUUGGAUCGAGGUGGCGUGCUUCAUCAGCAUCCUCUUCCUUUGCGUAUGCGUCUAUUCCACUGUGUUCCGGAUCCGUUUUUUUAAUUACUACUACCUGGUGCCUCAUCACCAGACUGAUGCAUACAGCUUGCAGUUCAGCGGCAUGUUGUUUUGCCGUCUAACUCCUCCUCUGUGCCUCAACUUCCUGGGUCUGAUCCACAUGGACUCUGCCAUCUCACAUCAGGAUAAAAUCCAAACUUCGUACACGACGAUAAUGGGAUCAAUGCAUCUGCUGUCUUUCAUUUCGGACGGCUUCUACAUUUAUUAUCCCAUGUUGGUGUUGCUGCUCUGCUUGGCAACUUUGUAUAACCUUGGCUCUCGCUGUUUGAACCUCCUUGGAUUGUAUCAAUACCUCGGUAGCGAUGAAUCGAUUGCUGACCUCGUAGAUGAAGGCAAGCAGUUCAUCAGAAGAGAAAAGAGGAAACUGCAGAAAUGCCGGGAUGUUGGAAGCAGAAAAUGGGCAUGGCAGCAGCGACACAACAAUCCCAAAUCACUGCAGAAUAGAAACGUCACUUCCUCUGAGGAGGAAGAUGAUCAGCGGAGGUGUUUACUUCAAAAUGAUACAGAAGAUGAAAGUGCCUCCAACAAAAGCAGAACCCCUGGUGGACGAUACCACAGUUUGUCAGCUUCAUCGAGUGGAGUGCUUGAUCCUGUUUGACAUGGACACGAUAUGAGAGGAGCAAAAGACCCGCAACAAAACUCAGGAAGUUUUAUUGCACAGACAAUUUAUAUUUAUUAUGCUCUUUUAUCAUUCUGUACUUUACUUUAAAAAUGACAAUUGUGAUAUUUCUCCUUGGCUGAAAUAUUUAAGUUUUCAGAUAUCAAUCUAUACUGGUGCAGAAAUGUGAAACUUGUUAGAUAU
Synchiropus splendidus (mandarinfish) is the source of this 2382-nucleotide messenger RNA. Its product is annotated as G-protein coupled receptor-associated protein LMBRD2B-like. The record is from RefSeq and is a predicted model, not a curated record. The transcript is spliced from 18 exons. Bases 181 to 2178 code for a protein of 665 amino acids. Gene Ontology annotation, cellular component: membrane. NCBI's taxonomy places the organism in Eukaryota, Metazoa, Chordata, Actinopteri, Syngnathiformes, Callionymidae. Gene Ontology annotation, biological process: adrenergic receptor signaling pathway.